This is a messenger RNA of Dermatophagoides pteronyssinus (European house dust mite), 2300 nucleotides long. RefSeq lists its product as uncharacterized. NCBI's taxonomy places the organism in Eukaryota, Metazoa, Arthropoda, Arachnida, Sarcoptiformes, Pyroglyphidae. The record is from RefSeq and is a predicted model, not a curated record.
UCUUUAAUUUGAAUUGAAUUUAAACGAAGAAAUUGUCAUUUGAUUGAAUGAAUCGUCUUCUUCAUCGUCUACCCGUUAUCUUUGUGUGUGUGUGUCUGUCUUGUUUUUCUCCCCCAUAUUAAUUAGCCGAAAGAAAUAAAUUUCACUACCAGUGUUCCACUCUGCCACCAACAUCCUAAAUCAUUGUUUUUUGGCCCAAAAGAAAAUUGUAAAAUAAAGACAUUUUUUUUAUUGCCAAAAAACUGAUUUUUCUUCUGGUUCAAAGUUCUGUUUAGUUGAUUUUUGAUCUAAUUUUUCUAAUCAUCCACUAUAUACACACCAUCGACCAUCUGGACAAUCUUUAAUCUCUUUUCUUUCUCUCUCCAUCACUGCAUUUCUGUCGGUUAUUCCCCAAAUGAAUUCAAAGGAUUAAUUUAAUGGUUGAAUGGCAAAUUAUCAUCAUUGUGUGGAAUAAAUAAUUCAGAUAUAUAGUCAACAAACAAUCAAUCAAUCAAAAAAAUGGCACAAAUUUAUCGAUCAAGAUUAAUAAUAACAAUAUUUUUUAUAAUAACAACAACAUUAAUAUCGACAAAUUGGUCGUUACCAAUCACAUCAUCAUCAAAUUCAUCAUCAUCAUCAUCAUUAUUAUUACAUGAAAAAUCAUCUAGUUCACCAUUUUGUCAAUCACAUUCAAAUAUUAUUCAAGUUUAUAAUAUCGGCCAGGAUAUUUAUCUAUCAUUAAGUUCACGUAUAAUUUAUCGUUUUAAUGUUGAACAAAAAAAAUUUUAUCAACAUAUAUAUAAUAUUAAUGAAUUAUUUGGUAAAAAUAAUUUCCGUUGGGUUGAUACUGUUAUCAAUUUGAAUGGUAUUUGUAAAAUUCCUGGUAUAUGUGAUGCUGGUGAUCAACAUGAUGAUUUGGAACGUAUACAUAUUGUUAUCGGUAGCCGGGUAAUCGAUAAAGAUCGUACAUAUGGUAUUGCAUUAUAUAAACUUAAUGAUGAUAACGGUGAUGGACGAUUACAAUUAUUGGAUGAAAAAUCAUUAAAUCAAAAAUUAUUAGAUCAACUGAAUCGUACUGGUUUAGAUAUAAAUAUGUUGGAAAAACAAGGUUCAAUUAUGUUUGGUUCAUUUUGGCCAUCACAAAAUGGUAUACAAUCAGCAAAUCUUUAUUAUCGAUCCGGUAUAUUUGUACCGAAUCGUUUGGAUUUAUUUUUUUCUGUUUAUGAUAUGAAAACUGAUUCAUCACAACGUAUUAUAAGACGAAAAUUAACACCUAAUAACAUUAUUGAUCGAACAAAACAACAAUGGGAAAAUUUAAAUGAUCAAAUGAUUGAUGAUGAAAAAUUUGUAGCAGGAAUGUUUCAUUUUCAACCAAAACAACGUACAUUUGGUUUGACUGAUAAUAUGAAAGUAUUUGAAUUUAUUUGGACAAAUUUUCAACAGAAUCCUGAUGGUGAUGUUAAAUUUUUACCUAAAGGUUCAUUACGUGAAUUAUUAAACUGUUAUGAUAAUUCAACUGAUUUGGCAAAUGAUGCGCCAACAUUAAUAAUGACUAGUCCAACAACAACAACAACUACGACGACGACAACAACAACAACAACAACAACAAUAAAACCUGAAUCAACAACAACAACAAAAUUACCAUCACUACCAAAAGUGAAUAAUAUUGAUGAACCAAAAACGAUUGAUAAUUUGGUUAAUGAUAAAUCGAAAAUGGAUAAUUUCAGCGAUGAUUUAGAUGCGGAUAAUGAUGAUGAUGAUGAUGAACAAGAAGAAAAAGAUGAAAUACCAUUACCUGAAAAUGAACCACCAAGUUUAAAUGAUUUAGAUCAUCAUCAACGUGAUGAUCCAAAUAAUUUAAAUAUUUUUACAAAUCAACAACAACAACAACAACAUGUUAAUAAACAACAUUCAUUAUCAUCAUCAUCAUCAUCGAUUUCACCUGAUUUAGGUGAAGCAUCAGCACUUGGUCCAUUAAAUUCAAAUGAUAAUGGUUUAAUAUGGACAUUUGCAAUUUUAACAACAAUGUUGAUCAUUUUAGUCAUCAUUAUUAUUGUGCCCAUAUUGAUUAUAAGACAUCGAUCUCGUACAAAUCAAAUGUAUUUGAAUAAGAAAAAAUCCAACAUGCAAACAAAAAAACAGAAAAAUGCAAAUGGCCUUGAUCAAUCUAAUUGUUCAGAAUCGGUACAAUUGAUGGAUAAAUCGAUUAUUGAUAAAUAAUUUUUAUAUAAAAAACCUACACAUACAUAACAUAUAAAAGCAUCUAUCUCUCUCAUUCAUUAUCUUUCUAUAUAUUCAUGGUCUAUUUUCAUCCUAAAUAU